Molecule: messenger RNA, 360 nt
Organism: Penicillium verrucosum
Lineage: Eukaryota; Fungi; Ascomycota; Eurotiomycetes; Eurotiales; Aspergillaceae
Product: SNAP receptor SNC2
Exons: 3
Coding region: 1-360 (119 amino acids)
Biological process (GO): vesicle-mediated transport; vesicle fusion
Cellular component (GO): plasma membrane; SNARE complex
Molecular function (GO): syntaxin binding; SNAP receptor activity
Source: RefSeq, a predicted model, not a curated record
AUGGCUGCCUCCGAACAACCCUACGACCCCUAUAUCCCCUCCGGCUCCGCUGGCGCCCCCGCUGCCACCGGUCAGAAUGGCAACCAGCGAACCGCCGCUUUGCAAGCACAAAUUGAUGAUACCGUUGGUGUGAUGCGCGAAAACAUCAACAAGGUCUCCCAACGUGGUGAGAACUUGGACUCUCUCCAGGACAAGACCGACAACCUUGCCGUCUCGGCCCAGGGGUUCCGCCGAGGCGCCAAUCGCGUGCGCAAAGACAUGUGGUGGAAGGACAUGAAGAUGCGCGUGUGCCUGGUCAUCUGCGUGAUUCUUCUUCUCAUUGUCAUUAUUGUGCCGUCCGUAAUUGCCACCAAGCACUAA